Molecule: messenger RNA, 10262 nt
Organism: Amoebophrya sp. A25
Lineage: Eukaryota; Dinophyceae; Syndiniales; Amoebophryaceae
Source: the annotation of a GenBank genome assembly
GCCGUAGCUCCUGCGAACUUCUUCUACUGAUAACGCGAGAACUAGUCGUAAUUUGUUUCACCACUUCAUUCCCGUAAUUUUUUCGAACUAUUUUCAUUCUUUGAGAAAUUAUCUUCAUCCUCGAACAUUCGAAUCUCCAUCAUGUUCAUAUCAAUUUGUAGGGGUGAUACGUAAAACGGCUUCGGCACCAUGGUGAAUCGUAUGAAGCGGGCCGCUCUUGCGGCUAUUGUCUCCGCCUCUGUAGCAGAAAGUACCGGAGACACGCAGCCAUGGCCGAUAGGAGGUAUUCCAAUGUUCUUUCUAAAUACUUAGACUACGUACUUGAAUCAUUCAAGAUCAAGAUGUUGAUGUUGCCAUUGUGGGACUUGUAUUUCCCUCGUCUGUCUUCCUUAUCCUACCAUACCAAUCCAUCUCCUCGUCCCUCAUCUUUCUCAUUAUGUCCUACAGGGAUUCUUCCCUAUCGUUGUUCUGGCUGCCACUGUCCUACUGCUGAGCUGACCGGCCAAAUUUUGUCCGACCUUGAGGCUAGUUGUAAUAUCCCGAGUUAUCUCGGUCUGGGAACAGCCGAAGACCUAGCCAACCCUGGCGUCGCCACCGAUAGCUUCAUCUACCAUUCGAAAUGGACGCAGACAUCGCAAAUUCAUCCGGAAUUGAUGGCUCAUAUGUGCAUAUCUCCGAUCUGUCAAUGGCGGAUCGAAAUGGCCUACAAUGCGUUCGCGGAAUGCUCUAUUAAGGGUUCCCACGAUUCAUUUUAAGAAGCAUCUUUGGAAUAUUUUCAAUGGGAACAGAGGUCAAAGAUGCGCUUCAAGAUGAAGAAUCAUCAAGGGGAGGAUCUAACUCAACGAUGGGCAAUAGCACGACAGCAAGCUGGCGGCACUACACGGCUUUGUCGCUCACAACCGUGAAGCAUCUGAUUCUGGUGAUGAAAUCCUCGAAGGACAGCUGUAAAUCGACGGUAUGGCUGGGAUGAGACGUGGAGCUGUUGUUUAGCUAGUGCAGCAGCCUAGGCUCACGAAAGUAGAGAAUGAGAAGUCUUCUAAGUAACAAAAUGAAAAUGCUAAGUAAUCGAAUUUUCGUCUUGCGAAGACCAACCUGCUAAGACGAACCUCCACACUCCCAUGGCCCCACUACAUCAAUCAUUCCUCCUUCAUUCCCUCACGCGCCAUCGAACAUCCACACGGGUGCGGUGAUUCUGCAGAAAAUCCAAGUAACCGGUGUAGACAUCCGAUCUGACACUACACUGCGUGAGGCUGAGAUCGCCUUCCGCAUGGCUCUGUCGAAUUUGCUUUUAUGGUUUGCCGAAAUAUUCAUGUUGAGAGGCAUCUUUCUUUGACACGUAGUUUCCAAGGGGAAAAUAGUCGUGAACAAACUCUAAUGCUUGAAGUACCGAUGCGGCGUCUCGACGUCCGCGCUCAACCCGAACCUUCGCUAUGCCAUGAUACAGUAGGCGCGGACGCGACCGUUCGCAAGUUCCCAACCGAAAACGUACUCUGCAAGCACGCACAAUGUGGUUACGGAAGCUGCGUGACCAGCGACGGCUACGACGAUUACACAUGCUUGUGCAACGAAUGCUACAAACUGGGUGUAGUGAACGGGUACAAGACUUGUGUUCCGUUAUGGUGGCAAAAAGGAAGUAUAAUGGGUUUGCAGUGCUAAACCAUGAUAAGAAGGCUAGUACUCUUUAUCCUCCUCUAACCCCCGAUCCCGUUUGUUUCUUCAAGAACCCUUGCGACACUUACCCGAGUCCUUGUAAGUGCGGUGGCGAGUGCGUUCCCUGCCCAGAAUGCACAGGAAAGCAAUACCAGUGCAAAUGUAGCGAAAUCUUCAGGGGUGACUCCUGCGAGCACCUGGUUUGUCCUCCAGGCUUCGUCGGUCGCGGAAACGAGGACGGAAAUUGCGGAAGCUGUGCGCCGGUUGAUGGUAGUUCAACUUCAAUGCCUCAUCGAGUUUUCUGAUAGUGCUUUUUGAUCUGUCUGAGCACUAGUGGGACUAUUACCCUUCGUUUCAGGUGCGUGGACGAUCAGCAACCCUAUAUCUAUUCGUUGUUACAACAGACUUUUCUAAUUCUACUUCCUCACAAUCACAAUCAUAUCACACUCCUGCUAUAAAGAUAUUAAACUCCUAACUCCUCCAACCCAACUACCCACAACAGCCACCAACCCGUGUGACCCGAAUCCGUGUCAGCACAAUGGAGCUUGUAGUGUUAUAGGGGAUACCUUUACCUAUCAGUGCAACUGUCCGCAGGACUACAAGGGCAUCAAUUGCGAAGAACUGAUCUGCCCUGACGGAUUUUUCGAACAGGCUGGGAAGUGUGUUAGCGUACAGACGGGAGUUGGUAUCUUCGAAGAAAACUGAGGAUGCUGUGUUUUAGUUCGUAGUUCUUCGGAUUGUAUCAAAGUGCAGCAAUGUAGUACUCACUGCUACUUCAUUUGAUGUACACCUCCUCUUAAAUCCUCAUCAUCUUGUAUGUGAAAUCCCCAUCAUCUCCAACCCACUCAGCCCACGUCAAAACCGCUUCGGACCCCUGUGCCGAGAGCCCUUGUUCCAAUGGGGGGGAGUGCAUCGCUGAAGGCUCAGACUCCUACUCCUGUGUCUGUCCUCCUCUGUACACCGGAUCCACGUGCGAGUACAAGGAGGACCCUUGUGAGAACGCUCAAUGCGAUGGCGCAACCUGCGUCGUCGAUGAGGACACCGCUCUCGGCUACUACUGCAACUACGACGAUGGCGGUAUCUUGGGCUUCAACCUGCUAGGCGGCCGACGUCGCCUCGCGGUGGAUCGUAUGCGAUUGAGCAGGUUGGAAAACGCGUCUCGGCUACCUUUGAUGGUCGAGAUGGCACGUAGACAAGCCGAUAAAGCUCGCAAAGAGCGAAGUCUGCGACGCAGGAAAAUGCACACUGGUGGCAGAACUAAGAGGAGACUCCAGGUUGCCACGAAUGAAGAAGCAAUGCAAUACAACUGGGACGCAGGCAAGUCAUUGCCGGACACAAAGCCACUGCCUUAUGCCAUAUGUAUGAGUAUUACUUACACUGGAAAAUGAAAAUGAUGGAAGUAGCACAAACUAAUAAAAGAACUAUUUUUCUUACACUGGAAAAUGAAGAUCAUAGAAGCUGUAGCACAAAGAACUAAGAAAACCAAUUUUCUUGAGUCGUCUUCUCUAAUCCCAGAGAGACUUCGAUUCCUAUGAUGGUGCGAUCGACCGAAUUGAUCCUCAUUGUACUGUGUGGCAGAACGCCCCUCACUUUGGCGCCGAAUUGACGCUCAAUGUGAAAUGCCCGCGCAAUUUAUGAGCUCCAAAAGUGUACUCGUAAAUACACAAAACAUUGGCUAUUUGUUGAAUGGUUUCAGUAUUUGGUAACCUGAAUUUGAUCAUAAGGGAAAACAAGAAGAGAACCCUUGCGAUCGAAUUCAGGUUGGUUACCAAAUACCGAAGCCAUUCACUAUUAUCGUGCUCCUCCUACUUAUAAGUCAACGACGUCAUAGCUAAUUUCAAUUUCUUGAGUGAUGUUAGUACACUUUCUUCUCCUGUCAUGCAACGAGGUCGGUGAUGAUGUGGACUGCAGUGACGUGCUGUACAAAUUGAGCAGUCUCAGCUACGACACUGACAUGCAACGCGAGUUGGUAAAACGAGUCCGAUACAACUGCAUCGCGACGGAAGUGGCGGCUGUUACUACGGCUUUUUUUGGAUGAACUGGAACUACAAGAAGAUAUUUUUUUUUGUGAUCACAACUAUCAUGAUCCCUCAUCCCUUCUACUUCUAAUCCAAGCACACCCAAUGAGGAGAUUCAGAUUGCGGAGUGUCCAUCUCUGAAGGAGUUUGAUUUCCGAUGGAAGGGCGUUUGGGAAGCAUGCGAGUUUGAAAAGAUGCACUUUGGUGUGGAUGACGAAUGGAAAGUCUACGUAGUCAACAAAUUUACAGUUUGCGUUAUUAGGGGGCACCUUGAAACUGAAGAUUGUUUCAGUUUGAUGAUCGAGUUUCAUUUUGUGAAGCGACUGCGAACACUUAAUAUGUUUAGUUUCUCGGACUAGAAUCUUAAAUUCGACGCUAAACCGCCAAGACAGAACGCAAACCUUCAUUCGUCACCUCAACAUUCAGAUCGGUCACGAAGGCGUAGAAACCCUCGAUAUUGAUUAUCUUCCCCUCUUCUGCGGAAACCCGGUUUGUCGUGGGUUGGCCAUGGACUUAGCCGGCAUGUUCUCGACGUGCGGCAACAGUGCACCGGGAUAUUUGGGUCAGCUCUCGCGGAAAACCAAAGCUCUGAAGAACUCGCUAAAGGUCUGCGCCAAUCCACCUGGAACCGUGGUAGGUAGACAGCAAUUAAGGCUUCCCGUAUAAUCCAUCUCUAUAGACAUUCUUUCAUCCCUCAACAGUAUGCAUUCCUCAACCAGGGGAAUAGUGACGCAUGCGCUGGAGGAAUCCCUACACCAGGGAUGAACAAGUAGGGGAAGCUCUAAAACAACUAGCGGUCGUUGGAGUCCUCGACCCACUGAGCAAACAGGAGUUGCUCACAACGGAAGCUUUUCUUCAGAGUACUGAGAUUCGCUAUACUUCUGUGUAUGCGAACAAUAUCCGAACAAUAUCAUUAUACUCGAAGAUGUUGCUGAGGUUGACCACCAAGCCGCCACUUUCUCUUUGUCAAAAGUGUAAGUAUGAGUUUCUGUAGAAGAGCGAUAGAACGAUAAGGGUGAAGUAAUAGAAGCUUCGACCUGGGCUAGCGGAGUAGUGUUAUCGAUCUUUUGGAGCAUAUAUGACAUCAUCUACCAAGGCCUCAUAAAUUAUACCAUCUGGAUCAUAUCACGUCGAUGUCCAUCUCCCUAUCUUCAGCACUCUGAAACAAAUAAACCUCGCCCCCAGGCGCCAUCGUGAACAGCACUGGCAUUGAAGCGGAUCGGUUGUCUGUGUUGACGCAACCUGUCCUCCACACCAACGAUUUCUGGAGUCAUACACCGAUGACUUCUAAUGUUGUCACUUCGCGAUCUGUAUUAAGGCUCACAGUAAUUCAUCUUAACUGCGCAGUUGGUUUAGUGGUUUAGGCGUUGGCCUGUUCACUUAUCAGAGUGGUUUUGCAAUAAGAGAAAAUGACUACCAGGAUGCUCUUCAAGAUGAAUAUAAGUAACGUCUAACUGUAGUCCCGCUUGGCUCAUUUAGAGCGGAAAGCCUCAGCGGACUCGAGUACGGCGACAGCGUUCACGCAAGUGCUUGCUUAGUUAAGCGUGGGCUGUUUUCUGUUUCUGAAUUUUAAAUUCAUGCGAUACAUUUAGUGACAGGAAUACUUAAUUGCCAAGUCCAAAAAAGCAUGUGCAUCUUCGAUCACUUGUUGGCGCUGCUCAUUUUGAAUGAAACUGGUCGUUCCAGGCUUUCUCUAAUUCACGCUUGUGCGUUGCGACAGCAUCUCCAGGACCCGACGCAAGCGUCAAGAGCGAUCCGGCUGUGCCGAUUGAGUUGACCUUCUCAGAGCCGAUCAGAAUGGGCAGUGUACUUGAUGAGUCUUGAUUUUUUACUUCGCACUAUUAUAGACACUUAAUCUUCUUUAUGAAAUAAUCAUCACUGCUAGAAGCUCGCACAAGUAUUUUAAUCCAGAGGUAGUAUAGUUAAAGGAAUCUCUUCAAAUUCCCUUUGCGUGGUUGCCUAUUGCUUCCAAUUUGCGUGGUUGCCUCCAUGUGAUCACCAUCUCAAGCAGCCCCAACGUCUCCACAAAACCAUCACUCAGUGCCUCUCGACCGGCUACUGCAAGAUCACGUUGACACCAUUGAAAAGUGGUUACGGCCAGUACAUCCUCGACGCUUCGCAAGUUACUUCGCAGAUCGUCGUAUCUGGCAUGACUGCAGUUAUCAAGCCUCCCAAAUUCCUCAAAGCAAAUGCCAACUACACAGUGACGAUAGACGAGAACGCUUUUGUGGGUGAGAAGACGGAGGAAUACAUCCCCGAAACAAAGUUCUGGUUUCUCACAGGACCACCAACCAUUAAGACUACUUAAAGCAUUUCAUAUUUGUACACGCUACUUGACACGACAUAUAUUCAAGAAAAAACGUGUCAAAAAAUAUGAUGUACCACAGACAAAUACGAAUGAUUUCAACCUUCAAAACCUGUAGUGUAGUGAAGGUUUCGAUCACUCUAGGUUGCGAUGACCAAAGCAGUUGCGACUACUACCACUCUUACAUGCCGGAUUUCCUUGGGGAUACCGAGAAUGCAUUGGUUCUGCCAUUGUUGGAGGGUACUAGUUUUUCGACUAGAAUUGAUACUGAAGCUGAACUCUCAUGGUUAUGUAGAAGUACACUUGAUGUUGUACGGUAGAACAUCAAGUGUACUACCCAACCAAGAGAUUAUCGUCGUCCACACUUCGCUUUAUUGUGACGUGAGGACCUACAAGCAUGAUCAGAGUAUACGAAGCAUGAAUCCACACCACAACUAAUAGAGCUCGACAAUGUACGAAACGCGGCGAAGAACAAGACCGACGAUAGCUCUGCAGAUGUCCCAGCCCGACGAAGGACAAGGAGGCUUCAAGCAUUCGCGGAAAAGCGACAUUUGUUAUGAUGAAUUCGUAGUCGUGGUCAGGCUCAUGAUUAAGUGCUGUAUCUAAACAGUGUGGUUCUUUAGAAGUUUUAUGUAUAAUCGUGGUAGAAGUAGUUCUUCCUCUUCGAAAAAUUCCACUUCUGACUUACACGAGCAGAACGAGGACCACUGAGCCGCGUUCGAAUUGUUUCGUCAACUUUCUAAUCCACUCCAGCACCGAGUCCACGACUGCCAGCGCUGGUGACGCCGUGAACGAAGUGCGUAAGACGCCAGUAUGCGAGACUAUGUCCACGUGGUUCCUCGUCUGUGCACUUGCGAUGGUCCCCAUCUUCUUCUCUUUAGUGGCAACGCUUUUUUUAUGGCUAGUACCGUGAAUUGCGACUCUCUCAGCUCCUGUUCUUCAUUUAUAACAUUGACAGCUCUAAUCUUCACAGGCCGUGCAAUUCAUCCUUGGGUGCAGGACGUCAAGAAAGAGGGCUUUCAGAAAACACAUGUGUACGAACAUCAUCCGGACGGUGGCUUUAAAUCCAAGCUAGUGGAAAACCCAGUCAGCUUUUCGGUACUAACUUGAUUCUUUAGUGAGUUUGUUUUCGCAUUUCAGUGUGGUAAUAUCUUCCCGUUCCGACUUCUCUUCAUUCCACUUCUUCUUCUUGCUGGUAGGAGUACACAAGAACAUGAUCAGCGUACUACAUCAAAACGUAGAAAUCUCGUACGUCUUCACCAAUGCUCUACAGGAGAGGCUACAACAUUACAGAGAUGACUACAUAAUCUAUCACCUCCUCAUCUAGGCACGACUACACGGACCGUGGGUGUAUCUGCCCAUCCUCAUGGCGUUGAGCACGGCUAUAAGUGCAGUUUUCGCUGUUGUGUUUGCAGGCUCGGUCGUCGAUCCGGAGAUUAACUAUCUAGCGGCUGUCAUGUACCCUUUUACUUUCUGCACCUGCUCCUGCUCCGAGAUCUUUUUUGAGGGUUUCGACAUUGCAUUCUUCACUAGGAUAGUCCGCUCGCUCGUUUUCCAUUAGCAAAAGGGUCGACGAUGAUCUGAGGAUCGUAACCUCUGUCUAAUAUAUGAUUAUAUUGACAUUCUUUCUUGUUCCCCUUACGUACUAGUGGUAGUUGUCUCUCCAUCUUCACCAGGUAAAAAAUGACAGCUUUUCCCUUCCUCACUCCGUCAGGUCAAUGACAGUCGUCGCUACCUUGUGGAACAUGUUUUCGAUAUGUGCCUCAACUUGGGUGGAUCCAGGGAGUCUUCCUUUCAACACGAAGAGGCAUCCCAAGAUGCAAGGUGCGCCGGGUCAAUGGAACCUCGGCUCAAAGUAUAGGCAGAGCCCAACGAGCCAGUAUCCAAUUGGCUACAAGAUAUCGGAGAAGUUAUGAGACACAAACACAAUGAAUAUGGUAAGAAUAUGGUGCGACAUUUUUUUCGACAUUUCGAUUUCCUUCAUCUUCUAGAAAGGUCUAGCUCUUCUAGUUCAUCUUCUAACCAUUGGCGAUUACGACACUACGGGGAAGGAAGCUGCGGUGACAGACCAUCAGGAAAGAGUAGUGGUAGACGUACCCAGGAGUCUGACUUUGGGUACUGGAGCAAUGUCGAGACUGACAGCACCCAUAGAAUCCGCAGCAAAGCAGGCGAAAAUUGCACAUGCAAUAUCAGUGUUGAAUUUACGAACAAAAAUAGUAGUUCUGCAAUUUUUGCAUCAUUGUUUCAUAUCGUAUCAAUAACAAUACACUUUUCUCCAAGGGCCUGAUUUUGAUUACUUUCUCUAGGUCCUCACUUACAACAUACUUAGCCUAUCCCUAAUCCAUUCUACGUGCACCUUCACAGAGCACAUCAAUCCACAUCCCCCACACAAGAACUCCUUAAAACCAAAGUCCCCUUUCAUCUCCCGUUCUCGGUAGCAUGUUGAGUUUCACGCUCCUAGCGAUGCAGCUCUGCCCACAGCCAAUAUCGAUUCGAUUAGUGCAGACCUGCUGCUUGAUCGGCUUCGCGUCAGCAGCAGUGAUGAUUGCAGCCGGAGGCCUGAUGAUGAAGCAUCACACCUUUCAGCCAGUAGUAGAAGUGUUGUACAAGCAGGAUAACAAGGACUAUUAUGAAAGGAGUGCAAAAAUAGAGAGGAAGCGCUAGACAGAGACGCAGUAAGUGUUAUUGGAUGGACCUGUACCAUAAAUGAAGAUGAAAAUGGAAAUUCAUUUUUCGGAUCAUGCAUUCAAAUUUCGUCCUAAAAAAAUCAGAUUCCUUCUCCCGGUCCCGCCAAGAAACACUUGUAUGAAAAAAUAUGAAUCCCAUCCCCAACAUCCACCCUCACAGCACCUUCCUUCUUCAUCCUCUCUGCGGUCAGUGUUACCUCGCGUACGACGUACAGUUCGAGGAGAAUGGAAAUAAGGUUAUUGGUUUUAAUACUAUGCUGCCGCAAGCAGCGAAUGGCGAAGGCGUCACUGGGCCAAUGGCUUUUGGGUCGACUUACUACGAAUUGAUAGCUGCGGAAGAAAUGAGACCUGGCGGUGGGGUUUCGGUACUAGUAACAGUUCGCUAUGUAGUAUAAUUUGAUGGUUGUAGAGCUAGAUAGUAGCUGCAGUAGCAUUGUUUCGUUUGUGCGAGUACAUUCUUAAUUAAACUGAAAUUCGUGUUAUCCGCGAAUGGUGUCGUCAACGAAAGAAAAAGGAAAGCGUGUGCCUCCUCUCCAACAAGCUGCUCCACCGCUCCCACCUCUCUCAAUAUCCUCACUAAACAUCCAAAUAUCAGCGCAAGACAUUUUCGUCCAAUACUGAUGUGCGGACUGAGCUCAACUACAUUGAGCGAUAUGGGAAUGACAUCAAGCUCAUUUUCAAAGCGAAUUAUUACCCGCACCAAACGGAAGCAGCGAACAGGCAUUACAGAGAAAGCCCUUAUCUUCCGAGUCUCCUACCAAGUUCCAAGUUAAGACAAGAUGCAUUGCCAGAACGCUCUUGAGAACGUUGAUGUUGCCCUUGGACAUGGAUAGCUAACGCUCACAGAUUAUGCAAGCAUCUUCUUUACGAAAUGUUCCUGCUCAAGAGAGUAUUCCCAUACUCAAUAAGUCAAUAUCUUCCUUGGCUGUUUUUUUCCAUUUUAGCUUUAACACUAGCAGAUGCGGUUUACAGCAUCGGUCGGCUACCGGCUAGUCCCUCCAGCCAAUCAAGAACAAUACAGAGCCCCACUUUGGCUGGCUGACUGCUCCUGACGUAAAUGAAGACGACUUCUAAAAGAAUGUGUCUUUACUCAUUCCAUUUAAAUAUAUUGAUGUCACAGUCACUACAUCAUAAUUACAAUUGCAAGGGUAUUAAUUAUAUGAACAUAGAAAUGUCAAAUGUGCAGCGUUUAUGCAGAAGGCUAAUGCUUCUCAGACUUUAAUUCAAAAAAAAGAAUCUCAGAUUGUGCAAAAGGGUCAAGAUUGUUAUAUUCGUACAACUUAUACAAUUUUUCGUAACUUCGACGAACCCGCACGCGCGCUCCUUCUGUUGUAAGGAGGUUAUCCUCGUCAGGACAAAAAUUUUCCUGCUGAGUGCUGCUGCGCUAAUUAAGUAAUGUGAAAUCCAUGUUUACGAUCCAGCUCAAGAUCCUUGCAUCAACUUACUGAAAGAAUACUGUUAUCCGUCUGUCGUCGCCCAGAAGAUAUGGAUGUGCCGCGACGCUUCUGGAAAGAGUCCUCAACAGAGAAUAAGGCAUCACAUGUUAUUUUUGCUUCUCAUGAAAAAAAAAUGAAAACCAGCUAGAAGAAGCAGACUAAGCAU